Ictalurus furcatus (blue catfish) is the source of this 1905-nucleotide messenger RNA. RefSeq names its product centromere protein K (gene cenpk). The transcript has 10 exons. Lineage: Eukaryota; Metazoa; Chordata; Actinopteri; Siluriformes; Ictaluridae. The coding region runs from base 968 to 1786 and encodes 272 amino acids. The record is from RefSeq and is a predicted model, not a curated record. Gene Ontology annotation, biological process: mitotic sister chromatid segregation; kinetochore assembly. Gene Ontology annotation, cellular component: nucleus.
AUACUGGCGAAAAGAUCUAUAAAACAUGAAACAGUUGAUAUACAAGUACCGUUAAUUAGAGCAGAGAUCAAAAGCAUUAUAAAGGGACACGCGCAUAAAAUAUGGCAGGAAUACUGGGACACAGCUGACACCGGACGACGUCUGUAUACUAUACAAAAACAAGUAGGCAUGAGUGUGAGGCAGGGCAGAAACCCAAAGGAAGAGAUGAUCAUUAUGCGUCUUAGAAUAGGACAUGCUGGAUUAAAUCUAGCAUUAAACAGAAUGGGAAAACACCCCACUGGACUCUGCACACACUGCAGUACACAAGAGACGGAAACACGCAUUCUGUUAGGCUGCAAAAGGUAUGAGGAGGAAAGAACUGAGCUAGAGAUACAGAUUGGAGAACAAAACAUGACACUAGAGAACUUGCUGGGGAAAACAUCUGGGAAAAUGCACCGUCUCCUAAUAAACUAUCUAAAAAAUACUGGGAUAAGUGAGAGACUUUAGUAAUCUAGUAGGAAUAUCUAGUAUAUAGUUAUUUAUCUAUUUAUUUUCUUUUAUUUAUGUAGUAUUGUUUUGGUAUUAUUAUUAUUAUUAUUAUUAUUAUUAUUAUGAUUAUGAUUAUUAUUAUUAUUCCAUUUUAUUUUAUUUUUUCUGCCAAUCUACUGCCCACACUCCAGUCCAGUAGGUGGCGGUAAUGCACCUUUAGCUGGUUUGUCAACCGCCAUUAAAACAAGAAGAAGAAGAAGAACCGCGCUGUGUGAAGACUGCGCACAUGCUGCGCCGUCACUACGCUCUUGAACGCACCAACAGGAAGUACAUCACUGUGGGUCUAGCAGGCGGCAUUUUUGUUUGUAAGUGACAAAAAAACAUGUACAGAAGAAUGUAAACGCUUUGAAGAUACGUUUGAGAGCUUGAAUAUUAUCUAACAUAUAUAAGCGUUAAAAAAAGGUAAAAUAUUAAAAUUAAACACUCGUGUGCGGCAGGAAUGGAGCAGGAGGCCGAGGCUGUCGAAGCCGCUGAGGCGCCGGUCCUCUCAUCGGGUUGUUCCGAGGCAGUGCGAGCUGAGCUGCUGGACGAGUGCGAAGAACACUUUGAGAUUUUACAACAGCUUCAGAAUCGGAUCAUCUCAGCAGAUGAAGGGUCUGGUGAUGGAGAGUCAAAUGAGGCAAUGAAUCGUUUGAAUGCCAUCAUGACUGAGCUGGAACAGUGGCAAGAAAUGGAACCCAAAUUACUGUCAACAAACCCUGAAAUUUUACUGGCCAUUGGGAAAGAAGAGCUGCAACGACUCAACAGUCAGCUGAAGAUGGUCCUUUCCUGCUCUCAAGCAAAGCGAGAUGCCCUGAAAGACCUUUUGCAAAGAGAGCAGGCAUGGCUUGAAGAGAAGAAGGAGGUACUAAAUGCAGUGACUGAACGAGUCGUAACGUUGCGUGAGGAAAAUGAGAACCUGUCAGAACACAGUAUUCUUCAGGACAUGAAGAGAAAAAUCACCAAGGUGAAGGAUUUUCACGGCACCCUCAUGGAGACGCUGAGCGACAUGUUAGCCGAGCAUUUUCCUCUCCCUGAUCAACAAGCAAUUGGCACCAAGAAAAAGAAGGGUGCUGUUCCAGAUUAUGGAGCAAAUCUUAUUUCACUAAGUGAAAUCCUUGAGCAAUUAACAAACAAAACCCUGGAAACUCCUCACGAGCCCUACGUUACCAUUGAUGACUCCUUCUGGCCACCAUACCUAGAAAUGCUUCUUCGUAACGGAAUUGCAAUCAGACACCCAGAGGACUGCAAUAAAAUCCGUCUGGAAAGUUUUCAGUAAUUUGUUUCACUAAUCAGGUUUAAUUAGACGACCCAUCAUGAGAUAUAUAUGUACAGUCUUUUAUGCUCUUCUCCUUGUUUUAUUGUGUAUUUUGUAUGUAAUUUGGUAAAUAAAAUGGC